UCAGAGUCAGUCAAUCACUCUUGGCUGCUUCUCCCUUGUCCCGAAUAUGUACACAGUACAAUGCAGCGCGUGAAUAUUUGCAAUGACAACACAUUUCUAUGGAAGAAUUGCAUGAUCCUACCUACAAACCAAGAGAUCAAAAUCCUACUCUUAUACAAGUUGUAAAGUCAGCCACUAUUCGCGAAUUUAUUUUAACAAGAGGGACCAAAUCCAAAUUCCUCGCUCCAUCCAGUGGUGCUGGUCCUCUAAAUUAUGACUAUGGUACAUGUGGAACAUUUGGCGGUACAGAUUCCCAUCAUCCUCAUGGCCUUGGUCGCCAGUUUGAUAACUUGUGGAAACGUCACGAGCUAGCAGAAGCACUGAAGCUCUCUCUCUCUCUCUCCCUCUCUCAUUUCUGCCCAUCUCAUUUCUUUUAUUUUUUUGGUUUCUAGCUCCACUCAUGUUCAUCCACACCUAUAUGUUCUGCUUUUGCCGCAAUUUUUUUUCCUGCAAAUAAUUGGCCUAUUUCUGUAUUAUUCUCAGGUACUAGGACAGGGAUACUCAUCAGUCCUCAGUUAUACAUCAUAAUUAUGCUACAAGAUCUCUAUUGCUUUGCUUCUUCAGUACUAGAAGCAUGUGGAAAAGAAGGCCUAGAUAUAUUGCUCGAAAAAGUUAAGGAAACUCGAAGAACAAGAGGCUAGGGCUGUAUUUGAUCACCUGUUUACCCAGGAAAUUCUGAUACAAGAGGGAGCUCUGUAAGAAAACAUGACCGGUGUGGAAGCUGCGGUCGUAUCAGCUAUAGUAUCUGGAAUAUUGAAGAAUGUGGGGAACAAGUUAGCUCCACAGUUAAUUAAGAAGUACAGCUCUGUAGUGGGCGUCAAAAAAGAUCUCCAGGAGCUCCAGGUUAUAGUUGAGGAGAUAAAUUCUCGGCUGGAAAGGGCAGGAGAUCAUGCUACGGGGGGUGAUGCAUCAUUUAAUUGGCUCAAACAAUUGGAAGAUGCUGCUUACGCUGUUGAUGAUGUUGUCGAUGAGUUCCAGCUGAAGGCUGAGAGACAUGAUGCUUUUGGUGAUGGUGGUAUCGUGUCCAAAUAUAGAUUUCAAUUCAAGAUGGCUAAUAAGAUCAAGGCAAUCAAGAAGAGAUUAGAUGCAAUUGUGAAGCAAAGAACUGACUUGAAUGCAAUAGCAAACAAUUUUCCGGUUUGUCAUUCUGCUCAGCAAAUAAGCAACACAAAUGAGCAUAGGACAACAUUGCCUAAUGUUGACGUGGCAUCAGUACUCAGAAGAGAGAAAGAAAAACACCAAAUUAUAUCUAAACUCAUAGAGAUUAAUGACCAAGAAAUAAUCAAGAUCGGUUCCAUCUUUGGACUUGGUGGCUCUGGUAAAACUACCUUGGCUAAACUAGUUUUUAAUGAUUGUGACAUUAUAGAGAAGCACUAUGAAGUCAGACUAUGGGUUCAUGUGUCACAAGAUUUUGAUGUUCAAAAGCUUGUCAAGAAACUGUUUGAAGCUUUUGCUGAUAACAAUCCCGGACAGCAUGCACUGCCAUAUAUGAGCAAAACAAUCUCAGACAAAUUGACUGGAAAGAGGUUUCUGCUUGUAUUGGAUGAUGUUUGGACUGAGUCCCAAAUCCUUUGGGAACAAUUCAUGGAAUGUCUGAAGGUUGGCGCACAUGGAAGCAGGAUUUUACUCACUACCCGUAGUAGAAAAGUUACAGAAGUGGAGGGAUCUGUGUACCAAUUUGACUUGCCAUUUUUAUCUCCAAAUGACAGCUAGAAACUAUUCCAACAAAGCUUAGUAACGCCCUCCGAAAGUUUGGGGAUUGAAUUUGUUGAUGUUGGAAAAGAUAUUGUGAAAAAAUGUGGUGGGGUUCCACUAGCAAUUAAAGCUCUUGCAGGUGUCCUCCAUGGCAAGUAACUGAUAGGAGAAUGGCAGGCCAUAUGAGAGGCAGCAACUUGUUGCAUUUUGUGGGUGAAGAAAGUGGUGUAUCAGUAUCUGCAUGCUUGAGGUUGAGCUAUUUCCAUUUGCCAUCUCAUCUGAAGCAGUGCUUCACAAUAUGUUCAUUAUUCCCCAAAGGUCACAAGAUUGAUAAAGAGCAAUUGAUUGAUCUAUGGAUUGCUCAUGACAUGAUCACUCUUGAGACUGGUGUUGAUUACUUGGACUAUAUUGGCCACAAGUGCUUCAAUUCUCUUGUGCAAAUGUCCUUCCUACAAGUUGUGAAUGAAUUUUAUGGGAGAGCGACAUGCAGCAUGCAUGAUUUGGUUCAUGAUCUGCCCAGUCUAUAUGUAAAAUAUCUGAAAUAUCUUGCGAUUUCAAGAUUGCAAUGUGAAGCACUCCCAGAAGCCAUUUCAGAUAUUUGGAGUUUACAAGCUCUUCAUGUUACAUUUAGUAAUCUUCUUGAAUUGCCUAACUCCAUCAGUAAGCUGCAGAAGCUAAGGAAGUUGAACCUAUUCGGCUUUGGGAACCUAAAGUGUUUACCAAAUUCUAUUGGUGAUUGUCAAAUGAUUUCAAGCAUUGAUCUUUGCAAUUGUAAGAAGCUCAGAGUGUUGCCGGAAUCUAUUGGCAGAAUUGAAAAUCUAAGAGUUUUAAGACUAGGUGACACCUACAUUGAGAGGCUGCCAUCAAAUAUUACAACACUGAGAAAUCUCGAGUGUCUGGACCUUGACCACUGUUGGAUGCUGCUUAGUCAACUACAGAAGUUGAAUUUCUUUGUUGUGGGUGAGGGCAAAAAGUAUGCAGCAAUUUCUGAGCUUGGAAAUGUAGGUAGGAAUAGUGAGGAUCUGAUGGUAAGAGGUAUUGAGCAUGUGAUGGAGCCGGAUGAUGCACACAAGGCAUGCUUGAAACAUAAGGCAAACUUACAAAGGUUGGAUCUACUGUGGAGGACGGGUGUCACGUGUGAAGAGAACACUAAACUGGAGCAGGCUGUACUUGAUGGUCUGGAACCACCACCAGGGAUUAAAGUGCUGAGAAUUAAUGGAUAUUCAGGUAGGGAGUGUGCCCGGUGGAUGCAGAAUCAAGUUGGUGGCAGAGUACUGGUGCCUACUUACUUCGCAGUUUUGAGGGUGAUGAAGCUAAAUAAUUUCCCAAACUUGAAGCAUCUGGAUGGGCUUGCGGAGCUUCCUUGUUUGGAGAAGCUUGAGCUGUGGCGGAUGCCAUCUCUCGAGAGCAUAAGUGGAGGCCCAUUUCCUUCGCUGGUGAAGUUAGCUAUGUGGGACCUGCCUAGGCUGGGAGAGGUGUGGAUGGUAGCUGAGAAGAGCAUGCCUAAUGGAGAAGAGGGACGCGGCUGUAGCUAUUGCACACCUCAUAGUCAUAUGGGACGAGUCCUCAAAGUGGGUAGUUGCGUAUCGAAUCUGGAUAUAUCUUAUUGUCCUAAGUUUGAGGUCUAGUCGUACCUGCCUUUGUCGCUGCAGCACUUGGAAUUGAACCAUAGCAAUGAACAGCUGCUGCAGUCGCCAUGCGAGUGCAACGGGUGGUCCUCUUCGUUCUCUGGUUUUAGCCAUCUGAAGGAGCUUGAGCUAAACGAGAUUAUAGGGUGUGGACGUGGGUGGGGUCUGCUGCAACACAUGACGGCACUCAAGUCGUUGCGGAUUAUUUACUCUGAUGAGCUAAUCGAGCUACCAGAGUGCUUCUGGUGUCUCAAAUCCCUUCAGUCUCUGCAAGUGAGUGAUUGCUCUGCUAUUCGCGUGCUGCCCGAAUCGCUAGGGGAACUCCAGUCCCUACAAGAGUUGACCAUCGACGAGUGCAAUAGCCUGACCAGCCUCCCCCAAUCAGUGGGUCGUCUCACAUCCCUCCGGUCUCUGAAUGUGAACUCAUGCUCUUCUAUUUCAUCGCUGCCAGAUUCACUAGGGGAACUCCAGUCUCUGCAACAGUUGACCGUCGGGCGCUGCAAAACCCUGAGCAGCCUUCCACAAUCAGUGGUUUGUCUCACAUCCCUCCGGGUGCUCCGCAUAAGUUGCUGUGAUGAUGCAUUUCAUGAAUUGCCCGAACGGUUGGGAGAGCUCCGCUCUCUACGCAUAUUCCACAUUAAAGGGUUGCGGGCAUUGGCUUGCCUCCCCAAAUCCAUGUGCCGCCUCACCUCCCUUGAAGACCUCAGGAUCGAGGACUGCCCGGGCAUCGAAUCCUUGCUGGAGGGGAUAAAGGACCUCACAGCUCUGCAGGAAUUGCGGAUCUGGGACUUCCCUGAUCUGGCGAGGCGGUGCGAGAGCAGAAAGGGGGAGGACUGGCACCUCGUCUCCCACAUCCUUGGUCUGUACAUUUUUUAAAGCGACUGCCCGCUUUUUGUGUAUUGCAUCAGGUGAGUUUGUCCUACUAUUUUAAGCUCUAGCGAUGAGACCCCUUUUUGUGUAUUAUAUUAACCGGAGAACCUAUUUCCUGAUUCCCUUUUUUAAUUA
Messenger RNA from Panicum virgatum (switchgrass), 4367 nucleotides. RefSeq names its product putative disease resistance protein RGA1. The transcript is spliced from 5 exons. The record is from RefSeq and is a predicted model, not a curated record. Bases 1905 to 3362 code for a protein of 485 amino acids. NCBI's taxonomy places the organism in Eukaryota, Viridiplantae, Streptophyta, Magnoliopsida, Poales, Poaceae. Gene Ontology annotation, biological process: defense response to other organism.